AUGGACAUCCACACCCCGACAACCCGACAUGCCCGCAUGGGCGACUGGCACCCGGGCAUGUGCAUCCCCCAACGCAUCGUCUCUCCGAGCAUCGAGCUGGUCUCGACUCCACCCGUCAUCUCCGCGCCGAUCAUCACAGUCGAUCGGGCCAAGGGUUCGGAGAGAUCAUCCCGCUCGCUGCUGGCGUCCAUGGCUGCAAAUCACAGCGUUGCCUCGGACGCUACCUCUGUCGUCUCGGCGGAUAGCACGAGUACGAGUUCGACGACGACGCCCCGCAAAUCCGCCACACUGGGCCGACGAGUCGGGGGCUGGGUGCUUGGGAAAUGGGGCGUGGCGCCGGUAUCUUCAGACCCAAAUGCGAAUGAACAACCCGAGGAACAACCGAACGAACCAACACCUACAUCUGCAUCUGCAUCUACACCUCAACCCAUCCUUAAACCCCCACCCACCCAACCACAACCCGACUCAAACCCAUUCCGCUUCCGCUUCACAGGCGUCAAUCAAAAAGGCCCAAUACUGGGACUUAAACCACCGCCCUCGGCACCGGUCUCCAUCCACCCACAGGGUAUUGACGAGAAUCUUCUUCGGGAGUCUCUUGCUGAUGGAUGA
Molecule: messenger RNA, 609 nt
Organism: Penicillium argentinense
Lineage: Eukaryota; Fungi; Ascomycota; Eurotiomycetes; Eurotiales; Aspergillaceae
Exons: 1
Coding region: 1-609 (202 amino acids)
Source: RefSeq, a predicted model, not a curated record